AUGUGGUCUGACUCAAAAACAGUAUUGUCUUGGUUAAAAUCGGACCAUCGGCGUUACAAGCCCUACGUAGCGCAUCGGGUAAAUGAAAUUUUGGAUGGCAGUGAAAUUAAUGAAUGGCGAUGGGUACCCAGCGCACUUAACCCAGCUGACUUCGGAACGCGUCCCAGAGAUGGAAGGCGCGUGUCAUUCUGGAUCACAGGUCCGAGCUUUUUACAGCAAAACGAGAACAACUGGCCGCCAAAUGCAUCUUGUGAACCUACAGACGUUGAGCUGCGCAACAAAUUCACGAUAUUAAUAAUUAAUACUAAUACUUCAUUUUUUAAGAGAUUUUCGUCCUUCAACCGACUGAGAAGAGUAGUUAGCUGGAUGUUGCGAUUUCGGGAAAACUGUCUCAAGACAAAAGCGACACGCGUUUAUGACGACUUGAAGGUGUUCGAGUUGCAAAAGGCCGAAACAGUAGUCUUACGAUCAACACAGAUGGAAGAGUUUGCGGAUGAAUACCAUGCCCUGCGCAUGGGCAAGCGGAUAGAGAAGGGUAGCGCGUUGUGGAAGCUCAGUCCCGUUAUGGAUGCGGAGGGCGUCAUAAGACUGGGUGGUCGAAUAGACGCUGCCACCACGAUUUCAUCAUGUACGAGACGCCCGAUAAUCCUAGCUAAGCGAUGCUACGUAACGGAGUUGCUGAUAGAUCAUUACCAUCGCUCCUGGAAACACCAAAACGAAUCCACAAUAAUUGCCGAAAUACGACGCAAGUACUGGAUCCCUAAUAUAAGGGUCGAAGUGCGUCGCGUCACUAAAAGAUGCCAGUUUUGCGUCAAUGCAAGAGCCGUUCCAGAUCAACCAGAAAUGGGCCAAUUGCCAGUAGAUCGGCUGACACCAUUCGUUAGGCCUUUCACAUACACCGGCUUAGACUACAUGGGACCGUUCAACGUUGUCAUCGGUAGGCGAAACGAGAAGCGCUGGAUCGCCCUCUUUACUUGCCUAACAACGAGAGCGAUACAUUUGGAAAUGGCGAAGGACCUCUCCACCGACACCUGCCUGUUAUGUAUCAGGAACUUCAUGUGUAGGCGUGGAACCCCUGUGCGUAUCCGUUCGGACAACGGUACGAACCUCGUUGGUGCUGACAGGGAGCUUAAACGACAGCUUAUGGAGUUUAAUAAUGGCAAAAUAGCAAAUGCGCUUGCGAAUAAAAACAUUGACUGGGUUUUCAAUUGCCCGUUGAACCCGCACGCUGGAGGCUGCUGGGAACGUUUGGUACGCUGCGUCAAAAGAGCUAUGGGUCAUGCAGUACAUAACGAAAGUAUUCAAGAACACGUCCUAUACAGUCUCAUGUGUGAGGCGGAGAACAUCGUUAAUUCCCGACCGUUGACACACAUCCCACUUGACGCACCCACUGAUGAACCGCUAACUCCCAAUCAUUUUCUUUUAGGUACCCCAAACGCUGAGCAAACGCCACAUCCGAAUGAAGAGCAGUUCCAAGCCACUCGCAAACAAUGGCGUAAGGCCCAACAGAUGCAAUACCGAUUCUGGAAGAGAUGG
This is a messenger RNA of Rhagoletis pomonella (apple maggot), 1536 nucleotides long. RefSeq lists its product as uncharacterized. Gene Ontology annotation, biological process: DNA integration. The transcript has a single exon. Gene Ontology annotation, molecular function: nucleic acid binding. Lineage: Eukaryota; Metazoa; Arthropoda; Insecta; Diptera; Tephritidae. The annotation marks the transcript as partial. The record is from RefSeq and is a predicted model, not a curated record.